AUGGCGUACAAGUUUCGCGAGGAGAUCGUGGGAAAGAGGUUUCUCUCGGUGAGUGGUUUCACCAAGCUGAAGGUGAAUAAGAUUAGUGAGUGGGGUUGGCGUGCGGGGGUGAUACGUGCCGCCAGUCACAGGGAUAACGGCUGCCAUGACCUCCAGAUCCUCGUAGAGUACGACGACGUGGAGUGGCAAAGGAGGGAGUGGCUGUCACCACACAGGGAUGCCGUAUUCUCCUUCUUUCUCAUUGAACGAGGUCUCUAUUGGGCCGAACGACCUGACCCCAGGCACGCCAGUCUCAUCCCCAUCGAUCAUCACAAUCACGCGAACAAUAACCACCAUCAGCACCGCAUUAACGGGAAACCGCUCAGGGGCGCCACGGCGGUCGCCGACACCGUCGCUUGGCCAGCUCUCACUUUCUAUCCUCUCGUGGCACGCGCCGAGUUGCACGAGGACGCCAUGCCGAUCGAGUUUAUGCAAGAUCGCAAACUGGACUUCGUCGACUACUCGAAGCUGAAGCCGUUCACUCAAGACUGGGAGCUGACUAAGGGCGCGAUGCCCUGGGGAAACGCCGUUAGGAGAUGGGCCGAGAUGCAAGACGGUCAGAGGAUCCUGCUGACUACGCCCAGCGUUCUGGUCGGCUUCAGAGUCGAAGUUUAUCGGGCGGAAGGCACCACACAAUGGUACACAGCCGUGAUCGUCGGUUACAACGAGUCCACCAAGGAUUUGACUGUCACCGACGACACCGUCCUCGAAGACCACAACGAGGAUCCCACAUUAGUACAAAUGCGGCUGAUUGGCGACGGAGUCGUCGAGAGCAUCAUGAGGGGCGAGGUCGUCGGCAUGACACCAAGGAGGUCGAGGUCAUCGACUGCUCUGACGCACGCGCUCGUUGUGCCCCGACCCGGAAGAAGGCCUCGAAGACGGCCGGGAAACGCGGCGCAGUUACAGACAACCCCGAGGGUACAGAGCCCGAUAUCGCAGCAACUCGAAAAAGAGAAGAACAACGCCCGUAAUAAUCGACGCCGGCGCGUGAGCGAGGGUGCCAGUCGCGAGAGAACCGAAAAAGAUUCGGCGGAUACCGCGCUAUCCGCGCGGCAGCAGGAGGACCGCGAGAAUAAAGGUCCGCCGUCGGGCAAGGUAAGCAAUCGCGUAGCGCGGCCGGUGUUAGAGGAAGCGAAUAGUGCGUCGGGAAGUGUUUCGAAGCUACGAAGACGCGGCGCCGCGGUAAAAAGCCCGACCACCGAUCACCAGAGUGCGGCGCAGCAUCAGAGGCCGGUACGAAGAAGACUAAGGCCAGGAGGCGGCCAAGAGAUCAAGGCAGACGCAGAGGGAGAGUCUGUCGAGCAUCAUCGUACCGGCGCGAGAGCCGACAAGGACGAACGCCUCGGUAACAGGUCGGAAGAGGAGGAAGAGGAAGAGGAGGAAGAGCGUCUCGAGGGAGAGGAUGAAGAGAGUCAGGAACGUUGCGAUCCACUGACUAAGCGGCUGAGAACAAGCCCCGUCGGCAGAAAGCUCCGGUCCGAGAGUAGUAAGGGCAAAAACGCCGAGGAAGCUGCAGCGGAUCGGGCCAGAGGGUCGGUGGUGGAGGGAGAGGACGAGGAGGAAGACGACGACGAGGACGACGUCGAAGAGGAAGCGGGGGUGGGAAAACACGACGGGGCCGAACGAGAGGUCAGCAAACUCGAGGAGGACGAGGAGAGUCAGUCCAGGGAACGGGAUAGAGAACCCGAGCCACCACCUCCGAAUAAAGUCGAUCCUGGAGGCGAUCCGGCUUCCAAGGAGGACCAGCAACCAGCAGAUAACAAAUCAGAAUCGAGAAAAGACGUUCGCGCGACCGAUUGGGGCGCGGAUAAAGUUGGCGAGGGCAAGGAACAACAACAACAGCAGCAGCAGCAGCAGCAGCAACAGCAGCCGCAACAGCCGCCGCAGUUACUCGUGAAUGGAUUGCACGUCGACUCGCCGCUGGCCAGCGACAAGACGAAUGCCAUCCGCGAGGGCAGUCCGUCGGUGCUGAAGUCGACUCGAUCAAAGACAAAGGGUUUCGCGGAAGAAGACAGGGAGGACGUAGCGGCGGCGGCGGCGGCGGCGGCGGCGACAGAGGACGAGCGCGACGAAAACGCCAGCGAAGAAGAGGUGGGUUCGCAACGGUCGCGACGCACAGAGCUGACCACCACCGAGUUAGGCACGGAGGAUAGCGUGGGUAGCGUCGGCGGUGUGAGGGCGGCCAGCGUCGAGUCGGUCGUCGAGCUGCUGGAGUCGAGUAGUCAGGACUCAGGCUCCGUGCUGGAGAGGCUGAGUCCGUUUAGUAGCAGCGGCGGCGGCGGCCCCGGCAGGCAGAGCAGCCUGCUCCUGGAACAGCAGCGGGAGCAGGAGCGCAGUCGGCACAACGAAAGCCCGAUCAUCCUUGCCGAGAGACUGAACAAGCCGCCACCGCCGAUCGCCGGUCACCAUCAUCACCACCAUCUACAACCGUACCACCAGCCGCAUCAUCAGCCGCAACAGUUUCAUCACCACCAUCAACAGCACCACCAGCAGCGUUAUUCCGCCAACAGUCCGGUGAUCCACCACCAUCACCAACAGCAACAGCCGCCGUCGCAGCAUCAUCACUAUCAGCUAGCGAGCAGCCCGCACCAACACCAUCACCAUCUCACCGCCCGCCUGACCCCAUCGAGCCUCCUCGAGGUGCAACAGCAGUCUCACACAUCGAGGGGCGGCGAUGAGGCCGGCCUCAUGGAAGUGGAGGCCGGGGCCGGUAUACCUGGAGCGAGCGUACUCGCCGGUGUGCCCACGGCGGUCGGCGCGAUACGGUCGUCGGGAGGCAGCAGCGGCGCCGUCGGCGUCGUCGUCGGUACUUACGGCGACAGCGGCUCCGACAGCGGGGUAAGCUCGCUCAAGAGCGCCGGUUCUGGCGACGAGAGGAGCGGCAGCAGGAGCUCGGCGCUCAGCGUCGAGGAGACGUCGUCCUCGACACCGUUGGCAGCCGCCGCCGCUGCCGCUGCCGCCGCUACCCCGGCCAGGAUCUGGCACGUGCAGAGUGUCCAGCACACGUCCCUAUUGAUGGCGCAUCCGUCCCAGGGCGCGCCCAACGCCGCCGCGAGUGCCGCAGCCACGGCGCCGCCGGUCGGCUAUCACAGCCCGGCAGCGAGUCACCACGCCGCCGAGAUGCUCUGGAGACCAUCCCGAGCCUACCCGCCGCUUUCGCACGCUCUCUUGGGCCCGCCGCAACCAUCCAGCCCGGACGAACUGCUCGAGAGAGAUCGCCACGAAAGGAUGCUUCGGGAACACCGUGAACACGCGGAAGUCCGCGAGAUGGAGAAGGCCAAGGAACGGGAACGGGAGAGACUCGAGAAGCAGAGGGCCGAGCAGGCGGUUCAUAAACACUUCGAAGAGUCACUCAGGCUGGCGCAACAAAAGGUGUCUUAUGUCGCGCAGAGGAUGCAGCAGCCCCCGAUGACGUGGAGCACCUUCAUGGGGCAGGUAGCGCCGCAGAGGUCCCACAGCGGGACGUUGGCGUCUCACCCGGUUGCCACCCACCUCGGUCAUCCGAGCGGUCAUCCACCGGGCGGGUCCACCGUCGUCGCCACCGCCGUUGCGCAUCCCGUCAGCAUCGCGCAGCAGCGGGAGCGCGAGGAGCAGGAACGGGAGGUGCGGGAACGCGAGCGGGAACGCCAGCACGCGGAGAGGCUGCACCAACGGCAGGUGGUCGAGGCCAGGGAGAGGGCCGAGUCCAGGGACAGGGCUGCGUACUACGCGACCUCGGCGCCGUCGGCUCAACAGGUACGCGGUCUCCAUUACGCGACGAUGGAUGAUUUUGUAAACGUACGGGCGUUUCAGGUUCGACCGUCGAGCGUGCCCGGGAAGGUCGAGUACCCGCCACCGCCGGCGCACUCGCGGACGUCGAAGUCGUUGCAGGUCUCCGCGCGAGAUCGGCCGAUACUGGGACCGACGCAUCCACUACCGAAAGUCGAGCCGAGCAUGUUCAACUAUUCGACGCCGUAUCAGCAGCCACCCUGCACGACCUCAUAUUUGCACGACCUCAAGUUAAAAAACGAGAUGGGGCCGCACAAGUCGCUGUCUAAGAGCGAGCUGGUCAACAUCCCUCUCGACGGUCGUCACGGCAGAGAGGUGCUGCAGAAUCCGCCGUCCUUGCUGCCGGAUCACAAGAGCUCGGUGAUCGUGAAGAACGAGGGCAGGGAGCUGCCGAAGACGCCGGUGCAGCACUCGUCCAGCCCGAAGAUAAUGCCUUAUAUGAACGUCCAGUCGGUAGCACCGCAGCACAAGUCGUCGGCGUACGAAUACAGGAGCCCGACGCAGAGCCCGCAUCAUCUGCAUCCCGCGCAUCUGGACGGUCUACAGGCGGCGAAGAACAUCGCGUCGUCCAUCGCGUCAUCGGGCCACCACCGUGGCGGCGGUGGCGGCGGCGGCGCGCCGACGACGACGACGCAGCUGCCGAGUCCGCACGGCCAUCCGCCGCCACCGCCGCCGGCGCAGCCCGAGCCGCGCCUGCACUCGCACAAUCCCCGUCAGUCCCCGCAUGCCUCGCAUGCCCCGCCGCAGCAUCCGCACCAGCCGCCGCCGCCGCCGCCGCCGCAUCCAUCGCCGCCUGAGUCGCGCUAUCUCAGCAGGCCGGAACCCGCGGGGCUGCCGUACGCCACGGGCAAGACCACGUAUUCGUACCCGCAUCCGCUUCCGCCCACGCCCUCGCCGGCGGUGUCGUCGCACUACGCCACGCCGCCGCCGGCCGGCUCAAAGCCGAAAGUCAGCAGCCCGGCGCCGGGACACAUCUACGGCAAGCCUAACUCCGGCAUCAUGACCGGUACGCCGGUCUGCCGUGCCUCCGAACCGCCUGUCGCCGCGCCGAUACCGCUGACCUCGAAGGCCGGCAGCUCGCCUUACCAGCAAGUGCCUCAUCAUCACGGGGCGCCGCCGCCGCCGUUGCCGCCGCCCGCACACAGCCGGCCUUUCGACAGCCGCGGCUUCGCCGGCUCGUUGCCGGGCGCGAAACUGCCGCCGCCGACGUUGCACGGCUCCCCGCCCACGGCUGCCUCGGCGCCGCUCUCAAGGCCGAUCGUUCAUCCCGCUCAUCCCGCUCAUCCCGUUCAUCCCGCCCAUCUCGGCACCAGCUCGCACCAGCAGCCCGGUCAGACGUUGCAGCACGCGCCGUCCCAGGUCACCACGGCCUUUCAGACGCAACCACUCGACCUCGGUGUCGAGAGGUCGGGCUCGCCCAAGAGGAAAGCGCCGACGCCGUUGUGCGACAACGUCAGCGGCCAGCCGGUAUCGUUAGAAGUUUGUAAGAAGCGAAGAACCGAAGAGCCGCAACCGUUAUCCCUGCAAUCCGUCGGCCCGCCCGUUCUCUCCAGGGUGAGCGAGCCGAGUCCGCUCAUCGCCUCGGCCGCCACGUCCAUCACCACGGUUGUCAACACCGCAGCAUUGCUGGCGCAGCCCAACAAUCAGGCGACGCAGGAGCAGCGCACGGUGACGGCGGUGAGCCCGGCCCCGAGCGCCGCCAGCGGCGACGCCUCCGUGCGACCCGCCAGCACCGGCAGCGUGUGCUCGCUGAAUCCGGCGCCGGUGAGCGCGGCGCCAAGCCCGGCGCCCAUCCCCAGCCCGGCGCCCAUCCCCAGCCCGGCGCCCAGCGCGCCCGGCACGCCCGCCAAGACGAACCCCAGCAACGCCGACAGCGACAAGUGCAACAGCCCAGCGCCGAGACCGCCCAGCAGCACCAGCUAUCCCGUGCACAAGGUGAAGAAGGCGUGGCUGCAGAGACACUCGAGGUGCGAGGACGGCACCGAGAACACCACCGGUAUGGCCAGCAGCGUCACGUUACCCCUCAACAUCUCCCGCGAGACGCCGUCGUCGAACAGCAAGGACCGCGAUAGCAGCAACUCGUCGUCGAACGCGAACAACAGCAACGCGCCGGCCACCUGUUUGCCAAGCGCGGUCAAUUCUAUCCACAAUAUCGGUAGCAUGGCGGUCAACAGCAUCAACAAGACCAAAGUUACCGGCAAGAGCGGCCGGAAGCCGGCGAACAAGGAGUCGUUGAACGGUCACGCCACCGACACCAGCAAGACCCCGCAGGAGGACUCGUCCAGCAGCGACCCGGACAGGAAGUCGCCGCCCAAACGGAAACCACCCAAGGUAAAACGAAAGAAGGGCGCCGCACGGAGGCAACAAACCGCCGCGGAAGAUCAGCGGAGGCGGAAGGAGGACAAGCAGGGCGGCGGCGCGGGCGGCGGCAGCGAGUCGAGCAACGAGAGCGAGGCCGGCUCCGCCAGCGACACCAGCGAGAAGCUGAGCUCUAUUCAGCCCGCGUCGAGGAUUCGGCACACCACGGCCAAUUCCAACAACUCCUCGGGAAACGGAAAUAACAAGGAGCCUAGGAAACGUGGCAGGAGACCAAAGACUACGAAGAACAAUGACGUGGGGGGCGAGGACCAGCAGCCCCGUCAGAAGAAGGAGCGCAGGGACGACAGCACGGGCGGCGGUAACAGCGGCCCGGGCGGCAGCGGCGGACGGGGCGAUCCCUUUCGUAAGCCGCCGAUAUCGCACCUGAAGAAAUCCGGCGACAGCUGGCUGCAGGAUGGCGCCUGUUUCGAGGUGGCCCAGAAGCUGGCCAAGUGCCGCGAGUGCCGAUGGACGCCGAAUCAGCGCUCCAAGAACCUUUCUCAGAAUAUCUUCUGCAGAUUCUACGCGUUUCGCAGACUGCGCUAUACCAAAAACGGACAACUGGCCAUAGCGGGAUUCAGUGAUCCGCACAAGGACGCGUCCGAGGAUGACCUUCGGUUGUGGUUACCAGGAAAAGAUAGCCAAGAGACAGCGGGAAAGGACGACAAGUCCGAGAAAAGCGAGAAGGACAAGGUGGAUCGAGAGGACCUAGACUUGGAGACGGCUCACCGGCUGCUUCGACAGGUUGGCGAUCAAUUCUGUGAUCUUUUACACCAGGAAAAGGAGGCCCUCCAGGAGCAUAUGGCCGAAGCGCGUUCGGGGGUUGUAGACGGAACAGUAGCGUGGAAACGAGUGAUCCAGGGUGUUCGAGAGAUGUGCGACGUGUGCGAGACUACCUUGUUCAAUUAUCACUGGGCUUGUGGCAAAUGCGGCUUCGUCGUGUGCAUUGAUUGUUACAAGGGACGUAAAAACAAGACGGUCAAACUCUGGGGCGAGAGUGGAAAGGACAGGGACGAGUUUUCGUGGCUUCUGUGCACGAAUAGGCAAGCGCACGAACCAGAACGACUCAUGCUGACGCAAAUCAUCGCCGGCGACAGCCUUCUGCGACUGGGCCAUCGUCUGCACGAGUGUCGCACCCAAUGGGGAAUCCCGCAACACUGUGGUUGCCCUCUCACGAUGCUCAUGGGGCAACCGAACGAGAUCCUCCGUAACCUGAUCAAGGGCGACUCCGUGCCCAUGCUCAACGGAAACGUGAGGCAGGAGAUAAAGGAGGAAAAGAAGUUAAACGAGUCUAACGGCGCGUCGGAGAGCAAGACGAACGGCGAGGAUAAAAACUCGCCGCUGAACUGGCUUGCGGACGUGGCGCUGCAGAAUCAGGACAAGAACGACAGCGGCUCGAGCUCGGACUCGGACGACGAUCGCGAAGGUAAUUACUCGACGUUGCGGGAAUUGCUCAUAAGGCCGUCGCACAAGUCAAACGGUAGCGGCGGCUCCAGGUCGAACUCGCCUACGAAUAAUUCGGGCGGCGGCGUCAACAACGCCACGCAGAACAACGUCGUCAAGUCCGGCAAGAAGUCGAAGAUGGACACGCUCGACGAGGUGAUAUCCAGCGUGAUUGAGCACAGCGUGAAAAAGGAAAAGGACAGCGGCCUGGAUGACGAGAAGCCGCGGGAGUUAAAGCACUUCGUGAGGCGCUACAAGUGGACGCAGCGCGGCCGCGAGCCGUUACCGAUCAGAAUUAUGACGGGGACGGAGAGCCAGAGUCUUUAUCCGGACGUGCCACACUCCUGGCUCUGCGACGGCAAGCUGCUGAGGCUAAGCGACCCGAACAAUCCGAACAACUACAGAAUAUUCCAGGAUCAAUGGAAACGGGGGCAGCCGGUGAUCGUGUCGGACGUUUCCAAGGCAUUGGACAUGAAUCUCUGGCAUCCCGAUUCGUUCGCCCGCGACUUCGGCGACGAGAAGAACGAUCUCAUUAACUGCAUGACCGGCAAUCUGGUGCCGAAUCAGCCGAUGCGCAAGUUCUGGGAAGGAUUCGAGUACUACUCCAAGCGGCUCAAGGACGAGCGAGGCAAUCCCAUGUUGCUGAAACUGAAGGAUUGGCCGCCCGGUGAAGACUUCGCCGAGUUACUACCGUCGAGAUUCACGGAUCUGAUGAAGGUUCUUCCAAUGUCCGAGUACACGCAUAGAAACGGCAGGCUGAAUCUGGCGAGCCGUCUGCCUAAUUGCUUCGUGAGACCGGAUCUGGGCCCGAAGAUGUACAACGCUUACGGUUCCGCUCUUCAUUCCAACAAAGGCACGACUAAUCUUCAUCUUGACAUCUCGGACGCCGUGAACGUUAUGGUAUACGUAGGGACGCCGAAGGAUGUUAAUAACGAGGAAAGUCUCAAAGCUCGGACAGAGACGAUGAGAGCAAUAGACGAAGCAGGCUGUGAUAUUCUGACGCGUCGACGCGCUCGCGACGAAAAGGAGAAACCUGGCGCCCUGUGGCACAUUUACGCGGCGCGUGACGCGGAUAAAAUUCGAGAUCUUCUGAAUGCCGUGGCCUUAGAACGCGGAGCUCGUUUGGAGCCUCACCACGAUCCCAUACACGACCAGAGUUGUUACUUGGACGGACCGUUGCGGGAACGCUUGUAUCGGGAAUAUGGUGUUGAAGGGUACGCCAUCGUCCAGUGUCUAGGUGAUGCAGUAUUUGUGCCAGCUGGCGCGCCACAUCAGGUCCGCAAUCUCCAAAAUUGUAUAAAGGUGGCCGAGGACUUUGUGUCGCCGGAGAACGUUUCGCACUGCUUCCACUUGACCCAGGAAUUCCGUGCGUUGUCCGACACCCAUACCAAUCACGAGGACAAGCUCCAGAUCAAGAACAUCAUUUACCACGCCGUGAAAGACUCGCUCACCGUUCUAGCCAAUGUUGAGGAGAAAACUCGCGCCAAGCUCGCCAAGGCUAACAGUGAGAAAAUGAAGGAGGAGACUUAGCCGUAAGUCCUCGCUGUGGUUUGAUUACAUAACCGAUUAAUAAUCCCCUUAAUUGUGGGUCUCGUUGUCCGUACGAGACGAGAUUAACGCAGCCGGCGCUCGCGAGCACAGCGGGACUGGCGUAACCGGAAGAAUCUGUAGAAGAUCGCCCUUGCCGCAACAAGAUUGCGAAGGUGCGAGGAUUUGUUGUGAUAUUUGUGAGGAAUUAAAAUGAUUUCGGAGGAUUUCAUUUGCGAUAUUGGCUGAGCCAAUAUUUAGUCGUACGUUGUUUCAUUCGAAUUUCCUUGUAUACAAUUCUUUUCUGCUCUCCCGUUUUUCCCGAGAAGAGAAGUGCGCCGUGGACAUGAAGUCCAAUGAGCUCUACUGCGAGUGAAAAGAAAAACCGUAACUCGGAUCGUGCAUAGGUAAAAUGCCGCAUCCAUUACUAUUGUGAUACCAGAAGGACUUUGGAUCGUGUAUACAUUAUUUGUAAUUAAUUAUAUCGUGCCUGUAUCCAAUACAUACACUCAUACACAC
Vollenhovia emeryi is the source of this 9654-nucleotide messenger RNA. It is a transcript of the gene Kdm3, whose product is annotated as probable JmjC domain-containing histone demethylation protein 2C. The coding region runs from base 1 to 9138 and encodes 3045 amino acids. Gene Ontology annotation, biological process: regulation of transcription by RNA polymerase II. The transcript has 18 exons. Lineage: Eukaryota; Metazoa; Arthropoda; Insecta; Hymenoptera; Formicidae. Gene Ontology annotation, cellular component: histone deacetylase complex; chromatin. Gene Ontology annotation, molecular function: histone H3K9 demethylase activity; chromatin DNA binding; transcription coregulator activity. The record is from RefSeq and is a predicted model, not a curated record.